AGUUGUGGCCAUAAAGGUAGAUAGGCCCACUAGUAUAGUAGCAGACACAACUUAGUGUUGCUCAUACAGCGCUGCAGUCCUAAAUAGAGUGAGUUCUACUUUCAUGUAAACUAUGUGUGUAGUUGGGACAGGAGUGAAAGUCCCUGUAAAUGUAUUUUUGCUGGUAUAUUUUGCAUUGCUUGUGGAUUUGACUUGGACCCUGGGACAAUUGAGAGGCACAGGAUUCACGUUUAUAUUACCGGCUGGCAGAACAGAAUGCUUUUAUCAAACCACAUUGAAGGAUUGGACAAUGGACGUAGAAUACCAGGUAAUAGCCGGGGCCGGUUUGGAUGUCGGCUUCACCCUCCUCUCCCCCAGUGGACACCGGAUAGUCGCAGACUUCAGGAGCUCCGAAGGCAUCCACACAGUGGAAUCCGCGCAGGACGGCGACUAUCGGCUGUGUUUCGACAACAGCUUCAGCACGCGGUCGGAGAAAAUGGUGUUCUUCGAGGUGAUCGUUGACAGCCAGGGAGACCGCGGCAGAGAGGACGAGGCCUGGGGGGAGGUGGAUGCCACGGACAGUUUGGCUGAGUACAAGAUGGAGGACAUCAGGUCGACUAUGGACUUUGUUCACCGAUGUCUAGAGAGGAGCCGGCACUUCCAGAACCUUCUGAGGACCAUGGAGGCGCGGGACCGCUACCUGCUGGAGGACAACCUGUGGAGAGUGUCCUUCUGGUCCUGCCUCAACCUGCUCGUCAUGCUGGCGGUGGCCUCCACGCAGAUCUACACGCUGCGGAGGCUCUUCGACGACAAGAAAAGGACCUUCACGUAGUCAUAGUAUUUUGUUCAGUUGUGUCUGUGUCAGUGAUUAAUUGCCGUCUUAGAUAUUGGUUCUGGCCGAGGUGUGUGUAACGUCAAUAUAGUCACAGGCCUAUUCCUCUCCUGAUCUCAGAGGUGUGAUUCUCUGAAAAGCUCUGCACCGCUAGUGUAGACACGAGUAGGAGGCCUGUAGGGCGAGGUGCGAUAUAUCCGCCUCACACUCACCACUCAGAAACGUAACACUGUGAAUAUGGGCAUUUGUUUAUCGGAUCUUCAAACCGACCAUUAUUUAAAUAUUUAAGAUGCAUUAAAGAACAAAUUUGUUUUUGCUUUAAUAUAAUUUAAGAUGUUCAUUCUCAUUUUAUUUUAUAAUAGGCUACCAAAAUGACUCAAAAUAAAAACCUUUGUUUACCCCAGAGUAGGCCUAAAAAGUCUAAGUGGUUGAAGGCACGUAACAAAACUGCCACAAACAAGAUGUAGGUAUUUACAAAAAUGUCUAACUAUUGAUCUAAUUUGUACACAGCUGUCCUCUCUCUCUGGUGGAGUUCCAAGCAGGUUGCCCACAACAAGUCAGAUUUAUACCAUCAGUUACCCUUUCAGGAUAAUAGUUUGUAUGGAAAACCGUUUUACAUAAUGAAACUUCUGAAAGUUGUACAGGCACACAUUUUGACAAUUUUAUAACAAAUUCUUAUAUUUCUACAUCACAUAGCUUUCCUCAACAACCCUGUUCACCAUUUAUCGGAGGCCCAUACCUUUAUAUUGAAAUGGCCAAAUAUUAUUAUUUAAAUAAUUGAGAAGCAAUCAUGUUUUAUAUACAAACUAAUCAACAUUUUUUGCCUCAGGAUCUAAAAAAAAAGGAAAACUAUAGGUUUACUUUCUCGUUUUCAAUUUUCGAAAACAAAAAAAAAAAACCUUUUUUACUUUUAAAUCCAAAGCAUUUGAUUCUGCCUUAUUUAAAAUGCAUGCAUUUCCGUAAUAAACAGCAGGCCUGUACAACAAUGUGAUUACUAAUGAGUGGUCAGACAGUGACAACCGCGCUUGACGGUAACUGCAAAGGCAUUGGUUUAAAUAUAUGGAAAACAUUGUAUUAUAUGUUUUCCAGAUCAGGCUUAUAGGCCUAACCUGUGUGCAAUAGCAUCCUUAACGGAGACCCGGGGAAGAACUGCAUGGCAUCGUUCUUUGGUGGGAAAUUGAGGUUAACGUCAUUUCUUCGGAUGUCUUGUCGUGGAUUGCAAAAUGGCGUCAUGUCGGGCAGGAAUCACCACUGGUUCCUUCGGGGAGCGGGGCGCCUGUUCAGGGACAACCGACCAAUGUUUAAUCAAUCUCUCUUCUCAUGAGCAGCUUCACAUUCAACACUCCAGACUCCAUUCCAUGUGGGGCUCAGGAGAGGAAACGCCCAUCCCACACACCGCCGCAGAGAAAACGCUUUAGUUAAACAUUCCCCU
This is a messenger RNA of Gadus chalcogrammus (walleye pollock), 2243 nucleotides long. Its product is annotated as transmembrane emp24 domain-containing protein 1-like. Bases 113 to 811 code for a protein of 232 amino acids. Gene Ontology annotation, biological process: intracellular protein transport; endoplasmic reticulum to Golgi vesicle-mediated transport; Golgi organization. Gene Ontology annotation, cellular component: Golgi apparatus; COPII-coated ER to Golgi transport vesicle; endoplasmic reticulum. The transcript is spliced from 4 exons. The record is from RefSeq and is a predicted model, not a curated record. NCBI's taxonomy places the organism in Eukaryota, Metazoa, Chordata, Actinopteri, Gadiformes, Gadidae.